AGGAGGAGAGAGAGAGAGAGAGGGAGAGAGAGAGAAGAAAAAAAGUUUUGAUUUACUUUUAUUGCCAACAAAAGGGGAGGAAAACAGAUGAUGGAUGAAGAAAAUCAACAGCAGGAAAACGGAGUGGACAGUGGCAAAGACAGGGAUCGACAGCUUCGGUUGCGAGUCUGUGUGAUGAAUGAGAUCCUGAAGACCGAGAGGGAUUAUGUGGAGACCCUGAAGUUUCUGCAGUCUGCAUUCCUACAUAGGAAUCAUCAGAAUGACGCUGAGAAAUCUGAAAAGCAAAUCACUGAAGACAACCUCAAGAUUUUAUUUUCUAACCUCGAAGACAUACUUGACGUGCACAAGGAGUUCCUGGCGGGUCUCGAGAGCAGUUUACAACCAGAGCCACAGCCUCAGCACGAACUUGGAAACAUCUUCCUCCAGUUUAAAGACAGAUUCUGUGUCUAUCAAGAAUAUUGCAGCAAUCAUGAAAAAGCUCUGAGGCUUCUAAUGGAAUUGAACAAAAUACCUGAUGUUCGAGCAAAGCUCCUGAACUGCAUGGUACUCGGAGGAAUGAAAACCAAAGAUAUUCCCUUGGAAGGCUAUUUGCUAACCCCAAUCCAGAGAAUCUGCAAAUAUCCUCUGCUUCUUAAGGAAUUGCUAAAGAGGACCUCUAAAAAGCACAGUGAUAAUGGAGCCGUAGAGAGUGCCUUGCAAGCAAUGAAGGCAGUCUGCACCAAUAUUAAUGAAACAAAGCGACAGAUGGAAAAGCUAGAGGCCUUGGAACAUCUGCAGUCACACAUUGAAGGAUGGGAGGGCUCAAAUCUGACCGACAUAUGCACUGAGCUGCUGCAGCAAGGAACAUUGCUGAAGAUCUCGGCUGGAAAUAUUCAGGAGAGAAUGUUCUUUUUGUUUGAUAACCUACUGGUGUACUGCAAGAAGAAAUCCAGAGUUGCUGGAAAGAAAUCAACGAAACGCACAAAAUCUGUGAAUGGUGGACAGUAUAUUUUCCGUGGCCGAAUUAGUACCGAGGUCAUGGAAGUGGAAAAUGUUGAAGACGGAACAGCGGACUACCAUAGCAACGGCUACACUGUGACAAACGGCUGGAAGAUUCACAACACGGCCAAAAACAAAUGGUUUGUCUGCAUGGCCAAAACUGUGGAAGAGAAACAGAAAUGGCUGGAUGCGAUCCUGAAGGAAAGGGAGCAGAGGGAGAGUCUAAAGCUGGGCAUGGAGCGCGAUGCAUAUGUUAUGAUCUCUGAGAAGGGAGAGAAGCUGUAUCACAUGAUGAUGAGUCGGAAGGGAAACCUGAUAAAGGACAGGAGGAGAAAGCUGUCUAUUGUCCAAAAGUGUUUUCUUGGCAAUGAGUUUGUUUCCUGGCUGAUGGAGAUAGGGGAGAUCAGUAAACCAGAGGAAGGAGUGAACCUGGGUCAGGCAUUGCUUGAGAAUGGCAUCAUUCAUCACGUUUCCGACAAGCAUCACUUCCGAAACGAAGCGGUCUUGUACCGAUUUCGAUACGAUGAUGGAACCUACAAACCCAGAAGCGAGAUGGAAGAUAUUAUGUCUAAGGGGGUGAGGCUGUACUGUCGUUUGCAUUGCCUUUUCACUCCUGUGAUCAAGGACCGAGAUCAUCAUCUAAAGACCUAUAAGUCUGUGGUCCCAGCGAGCAAGCUGAUAGAUUGGCUUUUAGCACAGGGUGACUGCCAGACCAGAGAGGAAGCGGUCACACUGGGUGUCGGACUGUGCAAUAAUGGCUUCAUGCAUCACGUCCUGGAGAAAAGCGAAUUCAAGGAUGAAUCCCAGUUUUUCCGCUUCUACGCCGAUGAAGAAAUGGAGGGUACGAGCUCCAAGAACAAACAGCUGCGGAACGACUUCAGAUUGGUUGAAAAUAUCCUUGUUAAAUCUCUUCUGAUUCUGCCUGAAGACGAAGGAUAUGGAUUUGAAAUUGAGGAAAAAAACAAAGCCAUUGUGGUGAAAUCUGUACAAAGUGGCUCUUAUGCUGAGAUUGCAGGUCUUCAGGUAGGAAGGAAGAUCUACUCCAUCAACGAGGACCUGGUUUUCCUUCGACCGUUCCUGGAAGUGGAGAUUAUUUUGAACCAGUUUCAUUGCAGUCGGAGGUCACUGAGGGUGCUGGUUGGAACCAAAUCCAAAGAGAUAAUCAAGAUACCCGACUCCUCGGAAGGGCUGAGCUUCCAGAUCCGUGGGACUGCUCCACCCUAUGUUCACGCGGUUCUGAAAGGGUCGGGGGCUGCAGCAGCUGGGCUUCUUCCUGGCCAGUGUAUUUCCAAGGUAAACGGCAACAAUGUCAGCAAGGAGAACUACACUGCUGUCCUCGAGCACUUCAACUCUAACAGGAAAAACCUACUGAAAAAAGGAUCCAAUCAAUGGAUAUAUAGGACGGUGGAGGACGCAGACGCAGAGGCAACACAAACAAAAGGCAAAGCAGAUUGCCUUCGCCUUCUUUCCGAACUAUCGGUGCAUGAGAAGCGAUCGACUGAUCAAACUGAAGUACUCGAUCACACGAGUAUGCAGGAGGCUGACCGGCGACCGAGCUUUGAAGGGGAGACUUCCCAUGUCAGCCUGGCGGUGGACAACGUACACUUGGAGCACGGCGUGGUGUACGAGUACGUGAGCGCUGCAGGAAUAAAAUGCCACGUGAAGGAGAAAAUGGUGGAGCCGAGGGGAUGCUUCAAUUUAACUGCAAAGAUUGUAGAAGCUUUGAAGACAGACGACAGUCAGUUUGUAAAACAUUGCAGAAGACUGCUUUCUUCGAGGAACUCAAUCAUUUCCACGUCCCAACUUGAGUUCAGGGAACAGUGUGAAAUGAAACUCAAAGUAAUCAAUAAGAGAAUCGCUAACUACUCACAGUAUGCUCAGGAGCUGAAGAGUAGAGCAUGGCCAUCUUUCAAGCAAGCCACAACCAAAUUACACUCAUUGACCAGUGCUGAUUUCUGUCCAACAAACUGUCAUAUUAAUGUGAUGGAGGUGUCCUGUCCAAAAAGUAUUACUUCUCUUGGAAGGUCUUUCAGCAUACGCUUUGGUCGGAAAAGUUCUUUCAUCGGUUUGGAACAGGAUCAAGGUAUUGUAAAUCCUAUGAUCUGCACUCAGCAUAACAUCACCACCAUGGCUGCUCCCACAUGGAAGUGUUUCAUCAGAGAGGAGACGGAAUCGGGCGAUACGGAUGAACCGAUCAAUCAGCAGAACGGAGAGACAGCCCAGGAAGGUGGCGGAGGUCUGAGCUUUUUGCUGAAGCAGGAGGACAUGGAGAUUCAGGACUCUUCCUUACAGCUCUUCAUUAAACUGGAGAUCUCCGUUAAAGAAAUGAAACAAUACGUAACACAGAUUAAUGUUCUGCUGUCCUCGAUAACGGAGCCAGCUCAGUCUGAGGCUUCAGAGCAAACUUCAUCUGACCUCGCUCUGCCUCCUUCGAUUCUGACGGAAGAGAAUGAGAUCGACAAGGCUGAACACUGCGGAACAAAGAGAGUCUGCUUCGUGGUGAACGAAGAAGAGCAAGAAGACUCUGGACACGAUACCACAAGUUACAGAGAUUCCUAUAGCGAAUGCAACAGCAACCGGGAUUCUGUGCUGUCCUACACCAGCGAUCGGAGUAGAAGCUCCUACCUGGGCAGUGACGAAAUGGGAUCGGGAGACGAGCUCCCUUGCGACAUGAGGAUUCCUCUCGACAAACAGGAUAAAUUGCACGGCUGCCUGGAGCACCUCUUCAAUCAGGUAGACUCAAUUGAUGCGCUCCUUAAGGGAUCAGUUAUGGCCAAGGCCUUUGAAGAGACAAAGGACUUCAACACAGAGUAUAACAUACAAGAAUUUCGACAGAAAGUCGAUCGAAACAUCAAAUACCGGAGCUUAAUCCAAACCCACGUGCAAGAAGAUCCCUGGAAUUUGCCGAUCUCAAUCAGUGCCCUGGUGGACAAUGUAGAGGAGUACGUUGAAGAUGGGAAGAAUCAGUUACUUUUGGCUCUACUUCACUGCACAGACCUAGAGUUACAGCUGCGACGAGACGUCCUUUUCUGCCAGAGCCUUGUAGCAGCCAUCUGCACCUUUUCCGAGCAGCUUUUGGCUGCACUGAAUCACCGCUACAACAACAACGGAGAGUAUGAGGAGGAGAGCAAAGAGGCCAGCAAGAACUGGCUUGAGCAAAUCGCAGCCACUGGGGUCCUCCUCAACUUCCAGGCUCUGCUUUCACCGAACGUGAGAGAUGAGCACACCAUGCUGGAGGAUGCCAAGGUCACCUUGUCUGAUCUCGAUAACGUAACCUUCUAUUUCAGACAGCUGGAGCAUGAAUAUCCAGUAGCCAACAGCCCCAUCACCUAUCAAGUAGAAGGAAGCCGACAAGCUCUGAAGGUUAUCUUUUACCUCGAGAGGCACAACUUUGCAGAGCUGCCUUCAAAGUUUCAGAACUGUGGAAGUUUAAAACUCUACACCGUGCUGUUCACCAAAGCUCUCGAGGGUCACUGUUCUCCAGAAAAUGGGUCGGUGGAAGAAUUUCAACAGCUGAUCAAUUUAGCCUCUCUUGAAAAAGUUAAAUCGUAUUAUCGCAAACUCAGGGCUUUCUAUCUGGAAAGAUCAAAUUUACCUUCAGACUCUUCUACAACAGCUGUAAAGAUAAACCGGCUGCUACGUCCACUCAAUGCACUGGAAGAACUUAGACGUUUGAUGGAAUUGUACAUUGGCUCAAAACAUUCGGCGCCCACAGUGAACUCGAGCAGUCACGCUUCUGGAAUCGCCGUCAUACCCAUCUCUUCGGAGUUCUGCAACCGCCUUGGAGCUUGUCAGAUUGUUAUGUGCAGCACUGGCAUGCAGAGGAGCACUUUGAGUGUAACCCUGGAACAAGCAGUUAUCUUGACUCGUAGCCAUGGACUUUUACCGAGGUGCAUAAUGCAGGCCACAGACAUCAUGAGGAAACAGGGUGCGAGGGUUGAGAAUUCAGCCAAGAACUUGAAAGUAAUGGAUCAAACGCCACAGUCUGCGCCAAGAUUGUACCAAUUGUGCCAGCCGCCUUCGGAUGGAGACCUUUGAAGGACGAGUUUUGCUUCCUGAAGUCUUUCAGAGUCGGAGCUCUUGGACAAUUAGUGAUGUCUAUACUUUGUCUGUGCAUAUACAGCAAUACAAUGGCAGUGCAGCAAAUCAGCAUGGGCUAUGAAGGACAGAAUGUUUCCAUAUUUCUAUUAAUAGCACGCUGCAGUUUAUCUUACUUGAACUGCCUGGCCUGGCUGCAUCCUAAACAUGCAUCUCAGCUUCUGGAAUGUGUAAAUGUACCAAAAUAGCCACGGUACAGAAUUAACAAUCUGAUAUACGGUUGCCUCAACUGUUCCCAAGUCCUGGCCACACAGCAAAGUUUUGGGCGGAGUGUGCCAAGCUAGAGAAGUGUUUCAGCAGCAUGUUGUUUCGGGGUAAAUUAUACAGAGUAAACCUACCUACCCAGAGAUCCCACCCAUUUCCAACGCAGCUCAUGCAAUUAGGAAUGUGCACGGAUUUUAAAUUUGGAUUUCUCUGGCAAGCGAUUGCCCUGCGCACACCUGAUGUGAAUUAAAAUAGAAGAAUGCGUUUCAUAGAAAUGGGUUAUUGAGUAACGGAAAACCUUCAUCUCCUUUCAAUAGCUGAGUUAAUUUACCCUUGACAUAAUUUACUCUGUACUUUUCAAACUAUAAAACUGAAUACAGCUGCGAUUCCCAAGUACAGUUGUAGUACAAUUAACAUGGAAGGACCUGAUCUAUCCUAUGUGGAGCGUGGCUCGGUCUCUAAGAAUAGAAAUCCUAUGAGGUGUCCCUUCAUUACAAAACACCGUUACGUUUUUUUUUAAAAAAUGGUCCCAGAGACUGAGUUGUUGAACGAGUUUCCUGCAGAUGGCCACAUGGCCCUCAGUCUUGUGUCGUUUCAGUGAUUUAAUUUAAUUUUUUCCAUCUGCUUCCCACGAGCCGCAAAAUGGCACAUUGAGUUGAAGUGAGAAAAGAAAAAAAUAUUCUUUCUCAUCCGUUUGGGACAUAAUUAUGUUUUGUUAAAAAUCUUAAACCUCUCAAGAUUUUUUCUAGUGCUGACACGGUAUUAGAUAUGGCUUUAUAUAUAUAUAUAUAUGUAUAAAUUCUGCCCAGACCCUUUAGAAUCCCUGUUCAAACCCAGCAGAUUAAGCUGAUGAGUGCAUUGGAUGGCGACUUCUUUUAAGGCAGAAGGAGCAGAUUUUCAUAUCUUAACAGCCCCAGUGUGGAGUAAAAUCAGCUCUCAGCAUUCCCCUAAAACAGUAUCGAUUUGACACGAGAUCCCUUCACCACUGGGAUUAACCAAGGAUCAACUGGAAUUAGCCAGAUGUCUUGCAAAGAAAGGAGGAAGAAGCUGCAUUAUUUUAACUUCAAAAAUAUUUCAGGAUAUUUCAGUUUGAGCAGGAUUAUCUCACAGGCAUUAAGGACAGCAUUGGUGGGAAACUAUUGCAUUUAGUUUUGACUGUUGUUACAUCUGAAGUAACAAAGGAAGCUACGGUUUUAGCAUUAACGCUCUGAUUUUUGUUUCUGUUACAUACUUGCACAAUAGAUACUGUAUAAUGUUCAAUCAGCUGUCUCACAGGGCAAGCAGAUUAUUGGAUUAUAUAUUGAAGCCCACUGCUUGUGCCUUAACUCUCCAAGGUUACACUCACGUAACUCCAGCCCCUUUCAAAUUCACCCGCUUUGUGUUCUUAUCAUGAGAGUAGUUCAGUGUUUGUGCUACAUGUUAAAGAAUGUUACCGUUACAGCCUAUUCUUGAUUACAUGUAAAAUGUCUUUGGUUUUAAGCUUGAAACUGACCUUCUACUAGGUGAGCAGAUGCCGAGAGCAGGCUUGCUUAUUUGUACAUAGCUUGUUUUAAAUUUCGAGUUUUAAAUAAUUUGGAAAGUGAUGUUGAAGCAAGUGGGGAAACUGCAGUGGAUUUAAUUCCAGUUUGGAGUUCGAGCUUGCUUAAUGUUCCAAGACUUUUAUUUAGAAAUACCUUAGUGCUGAACUCACCCACCCAUUUGCUUGUAGUGCAAAGAAAGAGAUCAUUGUGUCAAUCUUAAUUUAUUUUCCCCUCCAUCCUCACCGAAGCAGAGAAAGGAACGUGUACAGAGUGUAAUGAGUGAAUCAUAUGCAAUGUGCAAGAUGGCUGAUUCCUCUGAGCCAUAUGCACACAUGAAAGACUAUAAAUUCAAGGAAUUGUCAGUAUUUCCAGAGAGAAACUCUCUUUCAUCUUUUUCAUUGGUUGCAUAUUGGAGUACUCUCGUACCUCUUAUGUGGCAGUUUUUGCUACAGACGAGUAAUAAUUCAGCACUUCACUCAUCAGUGAAGUCCUACAACUUGGAUUGAGAUUCCAUAAUGCAGAUUAAUGAGGUCAUUUAUCACACGAGGAGUUCUCUUCGAAUUUCAGCACCUUUCACAGAUCCGAGACGGACAACAUUGUAGGGAUGUGUAGGAGAGUUUCACUGUAAGUGGCGCGAUGAAAGAAUGAGAGCGUUUUAAACUCUUCCUACAUUGCACAUUAUGCGCGAUCAGUACUUUUUUCAUUGUCGUCUAAAUAAGGCAUUACUUUUUUUUUCCGUUUAGCAUUAGCGAAAAGUACAUUUUGGGAUUUUCUUGACGGAAAACGAAUCGAGUCAGAUAUUCGUUUACGUUCAUGUUUUACGAAUGGAUCUUUGGGUGGUUUAGCUGUUGGCCUGAUCCAGUCUGUAUCAAGUCAAAUAUCCAUUCCAUUAUCUAUCGUAGCCUUUAGUGUUUUGUGGAAAGUUGAAGAACCCAAUGUGCUUUGUUUGGAAUGAAUGCGUUGUCUUUGUCAGUUGAAAGUUUGUACAUAAUAGUAGUUACAUUUCCAACUUAAAACGUUUCAUCUUCUUUCACAGUCGGAGAAUGAUUCCUCCAGUAGAACCUCACUGUGUGAGAACCUGGGCGGGCAACGAGAGCAGCUCAGCAGUAAGGCUCACCAUUCUAGUUUUUGCUGGUUUGAAACUAACCCGUGACCAAAAUCCCAAACUCGCUGAAGAGGGCACUCAUAAGAGCAAAAAGGUCCAGUCACAAUUGACUGCCCUUGAUAGCGAGUUUUCAACUGUUAUUUUGUUUAAAACUAUUCCAACCGUUGUCUUAAUUCUUUGUAAGGUGUUUGCAAUGAGAAACCUUAACCAUGUCCUGUUGUGUUUAAUGUUGUUUGCACCUCUCGUUUGGACCACAUCAUCUCUGCAAAUCUGUAAACCUGAGACAAUCAUUUGUUCCGAUGUAUUUAGCGAUUUGUUCAUCAAGAACGGAGCGAUUCUCGUGACCAUUCUUCUCAUUGCAAGUGCAAUACUUCUUCUUUGUCAAAGUCCCGCCCCAGAGGGGGGCACUUUUACCCAAUCGUUUAGCUUAUGUUCACUUAUGAAAUUGACGAAGCUCUUAUCUCUAUUAACUUGUUUUUGUUCUUUUGCAAAUUAUAUAACUGCUGUAAAUACACCCAGGGUUUGUGAUGUAGUUUUCGUUUCUUUCUUCUGUAUUCAACAGUUGUACAGCGAGUUUUGUUGAUAAUUUUAAAUUUAUUUUAUUGAAAUAGUUAGAUUUUUUGGUCAGUUUUAACCUUUUUUGUUAGCCAGUAAAUUUUUAUUUACAUUUGAACAUUCACUGUGUGUGCGUGUGUGUGUGUGUACCUACACAUGGACAUCAAUCCUGUUUUCAUUUCAUCACCGAAUGGCUUGCAAUGUAGCCUUUAUUGCCACCGAGAUACAGUUUUCCAGCCUGAAAUAGCACAGAGGGGAUCGUUGAUCACAGGGCACUGUUGUUCUGGUUCUAAGGCAACACACAUCAAACCAUUUCACCCUGAAACAAAGUGACAGAAUAAAAUAUAUUAAUUCAUCUUUGGAGCGGAGGCAAUUUUUGUUCAAGAGUCUGCUCCCCAGUGCAAAUUUUCACCAAUCAUAGAGCCAAGAUUAAAUUAAAAAUUAGGGCUUAAAGGUAAGCUGGAUAGAUAGAAGGAGAGAACGAAGAGUGCAGGUG
This is a messenger RNA of Callorhinchus milii (elephant shark), 8956 nucleotides long. RefSeq names its product phosphatidylinositol-3,4,5-trisphosphate-dependent Rac exchange factor 1 (gene prex1). The transcript has 40 exons. The record is from RefSeq and is a predicted model, not a curated record. The coding region runs from base 88 to 5016 and encodes 1642 amino acids. Gene Ontology annotation, biological process: intracellular signal transduction. Gene Ontology annotation, molecular function: guanyl-nucleotide exchange factor activity; protein binding. NCBI's taxonomy places the organism in Eukaryota, Metazoa, Chordata, Chondrichthyes, Chimaeriformes, Callorhinchidae.